AUGGAUUUUGCUUUACAGGAUCCUCCCAAUGUUGAUUUCUUCAGAGAAGUCUUUAUUUCACUACUUGAUAGCUAUAAACCGGAUAAAGCAAAACGAAAAGAAAAGGCAAGAAGAAGCUAUGAAGCUACGAAAAUCCACACUGCAUACAUGAAUGGCGUCGCUCUUCAUUUCGGGAACAGAUUGCGUAUGUUUUUGAACCUACUGUUAAAGAAGCAGGAAAGAAUUGGCGCUUUGAAAAGUGAAAUGAAAAAGAAAAAUUGCACAGAAAGCGAAAUCUCUGCUGCGGUCAAAACCAUAGCAAGCCAGUGCACCAAAGUAAAAAUGAACAUCUCUUUAAGGAACAUCACUGAAUUGCCAGCGCAUCUUUUUAACUCACAAGAAGUCGGCGUCCUUCAACAGUUUUUUGAUUGCUACCCUCCUGACACUCACUUCAAGAAGAAUUCUAUUUAUUAUGAUUGUAAAGCGGACCCAUCGAAGCAUCUGAAGGCAUUUUAUUAUCUGACGCGAUGUUCUGAAUCUCUCUACAAUAAGUCGUUCAACUGCUUUCCUCUAAGAAGAACAUUCAUACCUAGUUAUAUGACUAUAGACACAUAUAUUGUAAACACUCAAAUUUUAAGAAACUCUGUCAUUAGCCACUUAGACAAAGAAGUAAUCUGGGGAGCCGUACUGAACAUGAGAUCCAAAGCUAUGAAGCCUCAAGGAGACAAUAAACAAAUGAAGUUUAGAGGUACUAUUUACACAGAUGGUAUUGCCGUAUCCAUUUUGAAGCAGACCUAUGACAGUAAGAAGAAAGGUUCUGGAGGCGGCAUGCGAAAUGAUAAGAAGAUAGAAGAAGACAUUGCUUAUAUAGAAAGUCUAACUUACAAAAAUAAUUGUGUUUUGAUUGACCCCGGACGGCAUGAUAUGUUGUUCUGUAUGCACGAAAGCAGUACCGUUGAAAAGAAAAGAACUUACCGCUAUGCGAGAAAUCAAAGGGACAUUGAAACAAAAACAAGAAAGUUCAUGAAACUUUGUGAAAGACUGAAACCAGAGGCCGUAAGCAAUGCAGAAGCAAUUCUUUCACGUUUGAAGUCAUCCACAGUCAUAAAAGUUCAAUACGUAGAAUAUAUAAGACAUAAAGCUGCCGUGACUCAAGUUCUUCAGGAAUACUACUCGAAUGAAGACUUACCUUUAGAAGAACGUAAUACUAAUAUGUUACCAUUUCGAAAGCUAAAACUGUCAAGCUACAUUAAUCGACAGCAAUCUGACAAAUGUCUUUGUAAGAAUAUCAGAAAAAUUUUUGGCAACGAUGCUGUUAUUGUUAUUGGUAACUGGUCUGCAGGAAUAGGAGUUGGCAUGAGAAGAAUGCUUCAAAAAGAAGGUUUUCUGGUGCAUCUGAUUGAUGAAUUCAAAACAUCUAGUAUAUGCCCGGUAUGUAAAGGUGAUGUAGAAACUUUCAAAGAAGUUGUAAAUCCAAGGCCCUUUAGAAGGGAAAAAUAUCCAACCGUAAAACGUCAUGGUCUUUUAAGGUGUAAAAAUGGACAAUGCUUGAAAGAAGGUCGUCGUCUUUGGAACAGAGACUUACUCGCCACCCUCAACUUUUGUGAGAUUCUCUUUAGUUUACGUGACCACGGUGCAAGACCGAUUUAUUUUCAAAGACCAGCCAAGCAAACACAAAAAAAAACCAAAAAAGACAAAGAUCUCCUUCUAUUGAAAAUGACAGUAGAAAAAGACAAUAAUGAAUCCGAAGUAGUUAUCGCUGCUUUCAAUCCAUGA
Gilbertella persicaria is the source of this 1755-nucleotide messenger RNA. RefSeq lists its product as uncharacterized. The transcript has 5 exons. Bases 1 to 1755 code for a protein of 584 amino acids. The record is from RefSeq and is a predicted model, not a curated record. NCBI's taxonomy places the organism in Eukaryota, Fungi, Mucoromycota, Mucoromycetes, Mucorales, Choanephoraceae.